UGGGAACACAGAGGCAGACUGUGGUCACUGACCGGAGUCUCUACUGGCUUUUAUUCUACUCAAAUCAGACCGCGUGUGUGACCCAGGGGUCCGCCUGCUGCCGGGAGCAAACUGCGCUCAUUUCCCCGAUAUUUCACAGAUGGAUGCUGCGCUGUCGUAGGGGAGGACGAUGAAAAAAUCGCCUGAUAUAUUUUUUGGCAUUUUCGCUCAUAGUCUAUUUAUGGGAGGCAGCGGCGGCUUGGCCCUUUCUUUAUUAUAGGAAGCAGAUCUCCGCGGUUAGCUAUGUGAAGAGCAGAUCGCCUAAUAAUUCUCAUUUCGCGAUCCUGAGGAGUAAUUAUGAACAACGCGCAAGAUAUGUCGCCCGAUUUCGUGUUGAUGCGCCUGGUUUCCGCGGCCGAGGAUGACCGCUUGGACGCAGAAAACGGGAAUCUGCCGCCGGGAGGAGUGGUGCCAGGGCUGGGGAAGGAGGUCCUGGCUCACAGCGGCGUCAAAGCGGGGUUGGAUAUCAGCCGAGAUCCGACGGCGGGCCUCGAGCAUCCCAGCAGCCGCCUGAACAAAGCCCCACCGAGCGGCGAGGGCACGGCUGCACCUGACAGCGGGGUGACGGAGAGCCGAGCCCCGCUGUCCGCGCCUCCUCCGCCGCAGAGCCCCAUGGAGGCCCAGGGCUUUGACUUCGCUCCCAGUCCCGGCCUACGGCCUCAGCUGCUGGUCUUCUCCAAUAUAAUGCGGAACGGAGAAGGGAUUUUAGAAUUAGACCGUCGGAAUCAGCCGAGAGAAGCUCUGCGUUUGGACCACAGCCCGGGGUCUGGCUGCUCCGGCCCGACUGUCAAUAACAACACCCUAAAUCCCGGGGACGUUCAGCAGCAGCAGCAGAACCUGCAGGACCGGGCAUGGGGAGCGCAUCCGUCGGUCUCUGUGACCGCGGAGGUGCAGGGAGCUGCGGAGCUGUGCCGCCAGCACCGACUCAUCACCACCCCGCCCGAGUGGCCCUUGUUGUCGGAGAGAUCCAAUCCUCUCACCGUGAUUGACUCUAAGUGGGGAUGCGCCACCAGGGACAGAGACGGAGCCGUGUUCGAACUGGCCCGACGGUUCGGCGAGCUGGGUGUCGGUGCGGUCCCAAAGAUGCUGUUGAAAGCGGGGGAGCUCCCGCAGUGCUCCUGUCAGGGUGCACACGGGCCGGUAGGAGGGGGAGUAGGGCCCGGGGAUGACCCCACAGAGACCAGUGAUGCUUUGUUGGUCCUGGAGGGACUUGGGAGCGGGGACGUUGCCGGCCUGGACAUGGAUGAGUGCACGGAGGAUGAGACUGAUGAUGAGAACGGACGCCGCGAGUUUUUACUCAACAGGAAAAGGGAAAUAGUUCAGAAAAUGUCCGGGGCUUUCUCCAUCAGCAGCUUCCAAGCGGAGCUGAGGAGGCAGGUGGAGGGGAUGGCCCCGGCGGCCACAGAGGCGGCGGCAGCAGCGCACCUUGACGAGCAGGUGUGCAGCCUCCACGGGAACUUAGCCAGCCGGCUCUCGCAGGUAAGCUCCGGGGAUCCAGAGGCUGUCGCCCAAGUUUCUGCCAUGUCACCCUCACCUACACCGGUCCAGAGCUCACCGUGGACCACAAGCCCAAACCUGAGUCAGGCGUCGACUCCCAGAAGGCGGCCGGAGCGCUGCGCCAGCGCGCCCCGGACUCCCACAGGCUGGGCCGUCGGUGGGGAAAAGACGCUCAAAGUUCCAGGGAAGUCUAAAAAGGGUUCGUUAAAGAUCCGCCUGAGCAAACUGUUCCGGACUAAAAGCUGCAGCGGCCCCAACCACCUGCUGGACAAGAGGCCCUCAGUGACCUACUCAGUGUCUUCUGCCGGGAGUCUGGUGGACAUGGCGAGCACAUCCGGUGCUGAGCAGGACGCAGACAGCCACAGCCAGCCCAGGCUGACCAGGGCCCACAGUGCCUUCUCCCCCGCCUCCCUCUCUGCCUCCCUGUCUGCUUUCACCGGUGAGACUGUUUCCCUGGUGGAUGUGGAUAUUUCACGGCGAGGGGCGAACACGCCACACCCUCCCACUCCUCCUCCUCCUCCACGCCGAAGCCUCAGUUUGUUAGAUGACAUAGCCGGGCCUCAGCCUGGGCCUUUCCUUGUGAGCGUUAUGGGUGCCUCCCUGCAGUCCCUCCCCCUGCCUCUCCCUCCGCCUCCCCCUCGCUCCCACGCCACCAUCCAGCACAGCGUCAGCCUCAAUGACGCCUUCCUCCGGGCACUUCCUCAUUCAACCCCAUCGCCGGCUGAAGCCCCACCUCCCUCAAGACAGGCCCCGCCCCCCAUGCUGUGCGCUCUGCGACGGUCUGAAGCCAGCAACUUCACGGCCAGCCUGAGAGAGCUGGAGAAGUGUGGCUGGUACUGGGGACCGAUGAACUGGGAGGACGCAGAAAUGAAGCUGAAGGGGAAACCGGACGGAUCUUUCCUGGUCCGAGACAGUUCGGACCCCCGAUACAUCCUGAGCCUCAGCUUCAGGUCGCAGGGAGUCACACACCACACACGCAUGGAGCAUUACCGAGGGACAUUCAGCUUGUGGUGUCACCCCAAGUUUGAGGACCGUUGCCACUCUGUGGUGGAGUUCAUCGAGCGGGCCAUCAUGCACUCCAAGAACGGCAAAUUCCUCUACUUCCUCCGCUCCAGAGUCCCAGGGCUUCCUCCCACCCCGGUUCAGCUGCUGUAUCCUGUGUCUCGCUUCAGCAACGUGAAGUCACUGCAGCAUCUCUGUCGCUUCUGCAUCCGACAAAUAGUCCGCAUCGACCACAUCCAGGAGCUUCCACUGCCCAGACCACUAAUAUCCUACCUGAGUAAGUUUUAUUACUACGACCCGGAGGAGGAGAUGUACCUGUCCAUCAAGAGCAUCCGACAGGUGGUGGGAGCAGAGCAAGAAGCUGAGUCACAGACGUAGCAUCAAAGAUCGUCUCUGCUCAAGUUUCUAUGUGAAGGACCGAUCUGUUCUGCUCGGCCAGCAUCAGCCAGUCAGAGUCCCUGGAAAUCUCUGUGUCCAGUUGGACUUAGAUGGACCCGCCUCUCUCUUGAAACCAACAAACCGAAAAGACGGAUGAGUGUUUGUAGUUGGAUGGUGGGAAAACACUGAAGACACUGACGACUCAGCCUCUUCUUCUGAGGGACUGCAGAGAUGUUCUCACCUGCAACACAUGUUGGUAUGAAACAAAAGGAGGACGUAAAUUAUGAACUCGGACUUGCAAAUUUCCUGAACUUUCUGAACUGGACUUUUCAAACACAAUGCACUGGUCAAUUUGUACAACUGUUGUUUGCUGCUGUUUCCUUGUUUUUCCUUCCAGUCUGUCUAAAUGAGGGUUUUUGGAUUAAAAGUUGCCCUCAGGACAGACAUACACACAGAGGCAGGGCAACAGAGGCCCAUCGCCCAGCAUUCAAACGCUCGAGGUGUUUAAGAGAUGUUGGAGAACCUAUAAUCUAAUAUUUGGUAGCCUGAUUGGUUUUUCUGCCUGGAAACAAACACAAUUUCAAUGUUAACUACAGUGCUAAUGUAAAUUAGACAUGAGAUUAGUUUAAAACUGAAUUCAUGACUCUCUUUGUUUUAAUGGAGGUGCUUGUUACACAUACGGAUUUUAUGAAGCCUUUAAAACUUCACAGCUUGUUCUGCAUCUCAGCCUUUGAACGUUCUGAUUUUUUUAGCCUGAUGAUCGGAAUGACUUGCCAUUUUGCUUUACUUAAAGAGUUUUGUUUGACAUUGUGUUAGCCCUGUGACUCACUGGCCCCCCCUCCCCAGGGCAUGGCUGCUGGGAUCAGUUCCAGUCCCAUGUGACUUUCUAAUGCAUUAGUGGCUAUGGCUAAUGGAUGGAUGGAUUGUGUUAACUGAUUUUUGUUUAUGUAGGUGAGUCUUAUUUUGGCAGUUAACGUGGAACUUGCAAGUUGCUUCAUAUCAAAUGAAGAGACCGCUUAAGCCCACCCGCCGUGGUUUGAUUGGUUUACCUGUCAAAUAAGGAUAAGGUUAAACAUAAUUUGUGAUUGGAUGCUAACUUUGAGUGUUGAAAGUUGCUCCGAUAGUUGGUGUUAUCAUCUCAUAUUGUUAUAGUUACAUACAAAUUACAUGUUCAUACUUGCUAUGCUAAUGUAGAGCUGAAUAGCGGCUAUUAUUUACAUUUUCAACUGGUUUGCUACACAUAUUAGCUAGCUGGGGUGCUAACUGUUAAAAGGCCAACAUUAAUAAAAUCAAUAAUAGUUGUAGCUUAGGGGUACUAGCUAAUUUCGACUGACGAUUUGAAACAGAUUUGACUAAUUAUAUAAACACAGCAGAUUUAAGUUGUUGUUCAUAUUAAUGAGGGAUGAUAUGUGACUUUUCUGGCUAACCUUGUGAAUUCUGGUAGCCUAUCGUAGCCUACAUCUAAAUGUGUGAUUCUACUGCAACAAAAGAUUGUAACAAAAACAUAACAUUACAUUUAUGUUUGUCCUCCAUGCAGGGGUUGGAGCAGCUCAUGACAAUGUUAUCUAACAUAUAACAGUAGUCCUUUUUGCUUUUUACAAACUGUUUGUUUAACCUUAGCCCAAACCCAAGUCCAAAACACUUAAAUUGAUGUUUAACUCUGCCCAAACUUGACAGUUAAGGCAAUGAAAUCACACCGGGUAGGAUUAAAUUUGACAUUUAAACCACUCAAAUCAUUUUAUUUGGGAUUAAACAUUUGACUUUGGUAUAUUUGAUGAUUGUUAGCUAUUUUUCAUGGAUGUAGCAAAUUAGCCAUGUAGCAACUGAUUCUUCAUUUGUUUCACCAGCUGGCAGAAAUAGCCUUUACUGAGCACAACUCCGAAUCUUUUUUAAUCCCUGAACAAACUGGAAAUGUGGGUGUUGAUUCAAAUGUCUGGAAACUGGCUCUGCUUUAUUACCCGCAGUGGGUUGAAACCUGCAAACAUGCAGCGCAACAUGUUAAAAAUGUUUCAGCCCACAGAAGUCAGUAGUUUUAUUUCCACUGUGAUUUUAUGUUGAUUCAAUUGCAGUUGUCUACCUGGUUGCUUUUUCAUUUUAUUUAUUUUUUUUUAACAAAUGUCACUAGUUUGAAUGACAGCAAGGAAGAAAUAAUGCUAUUUUCUUUUGAUUGGUUGUCACUCUUUUGAUGGAUUGUGCCUCUUUUGAACACCCAUCCAUCCAUUCAUCCAUUUUCCAUACCGCUUUAUCUGUCAGGGUCGCGGGGGUCCUGGAGCCUAUUCUGUUGAACAUUCAAUAGCCAAACACUCUUCACAUUAUCAGACCUCUAUUCAGUGGGAGUAGUUGGCCAUGGCUGUUGUUGUUGUUGUAGUUUAAGUGUCCUGUUGCUUUGUGUUUCUCCAAAAAAUUCAAACUUCGGAUGCUGUUAGAUAUAUGCUGCCAACUAGUUUACAAGCAGUAGGCUGCGACCGAUACUCAUAACACAAUGUUUCCUGAGCUUCUGGUCCACUGAGGCGCCCGAUGUCAGAUAAUCUGAUAUCUGUUGCUAUUAUAUGACACGAUUAUGUAAGAGCAACAGAUGUGAAUAUAGUUGGUGUUUACAUUUGGACAGGUAUUUACAGGAAUUGGGGAAAGUACACCAAAGAAAAAUAUCUUCAGAAAUGCAAUUUACAGUAGAAACAGCUUAACAGUAUUACACAGUUUGAUUAAUGCACUGAUGCUGAUAGUCUUCAGCAAAUAAAGAAGUAACACAAGGGAGUUUUGCACAUAAAGACAAAACUAAUGUGGAGUUUACCUCCAUUAGCAUAAGAUUUUUGUAAAUCUGGUGUUAUUGUACUGGUGGUAUGAUGUUCUGCCCUAAGGCAUCGUUUUUCCCACAAUGCCCUGCCUCAGACCGUGUAUGUCUGCCAUGAUGCAACUCUACCUGUCGGUUUUAUUUGUUGAAAUGCCCAGGUGUAUUUUGCUCAUUCUAUUUGCUGGCUACUGGCUCAGCGAUUUCAGUAAAAAACAAAAAGGAGAAAAAUAAACAUUGGUGUGUGCCAUCAUUUUUCUAUUUGAAAAUUAUUAUACAGUUGUGGAGACAAAUAAGUCUGAAAAUAUUUCAAGUUCCAUUGCUAUAUAUCAUAAUAAAAACUCUGGAAAAAAGUACAAGAAACUACAGCUGUAGGUGGUUCACACCAGGAACACAGCCAGGAUUUCCAGGAGGUCCAAGCCAAAAUCUGCCCCUGGAUUUAUUCAGUAAG
This is a messenger RNA of Scatophagus argus, 6155 nucleotides long. It is a transcript of the gene socs7, whose product is annotated as suppressor of cytokine signaling 7. NCBI's taxonomy places the organism in Eukaryota, Metazoa, Chordata, Actinopteri, Scatophagidae. The coding region runs from base 337 to 2916 and encodes 859 amino acids. Gene Ontology annotation, biological process: phosphatidylinositol phosphate biosynthetic process; intracellular signal transduction. Gene Ontology annotation, cellular component: phosphatidylinositol 3-kinase complex. The record is from RefSeq and is a predicted model, not a curated record. Gene Ontology annotation, molecular function: 1-phosphatidylinositol-3-kinase regulator activity. The transcript is spliced from 10 exons.